AUGCCAGAAUAUUGGCAUUUGGAAACUGAAAUCCAACCAGGGAAGAUGCGAUUUCCCGAACUUUCGGAUUCCUAUACAACUGAGGUGGCAUUUGACUCCGCCCACAAAAUAGUGGGUUACUGUACCAUUCGUGUUGUCAACCUAAAUCGUCUCUGUGCUGCACCAUUUUACGCUGAAAAUCCAGAAGUUGCAGCACGUCUUCUGGCAGAUGUCUCCAGAAUAAUUCCAAAUUUUGAGAAAUACGAAAAACUAAUUUUCUGGUAUCCAUCUGUUAAUAAGAAUAUGGAAAGAACGUUCUCCCCGUCUGAAACUCAAACAUUGCUCACCACAUUUUCAGUCAGAUGUGAUUUCAUUGGAAAUCCAUGUGCUGGCUAUAUUGUCGUUUCGGAUGCUCUUCAACAGAUUACUGUAAGUCAACUCCUCCUAGAAGGCUGGACAACCCUAAAACCAAGUGCAGAUUUCUAUGGAAUGGGCUUAGUGAACACAUAUUUCCGAUCUGGCCAUGAAAAAACGUGGCAAUAUGUCCAAGAAGCGCUGAGCAAUCCACAGUACCAGAAUUACGAUGUCUAUGUGACAGGACACUCGUUAGGUGGUGCAUUAGCAGGACUUGCAGCACCCAGAAUUGUGCAUGAUGGCCUCCGGCAGAGCCAUCAAGUCAAAGUGAUCACUUUUGGAGAGCCCAGGGUUGGAAAUUUGGACUUUUCUCGGACAUAUGAUCAGUUGAUACCGUAUAGUUUCCGUGUGACCCAUGCCAUUGAUAUAGUUCCUCAUCUACCAGCCUGUGUCAAAGACCUUUCCUACACCCCACCAGCGGGCUCCGAUGGGUCCAUGCCAUGUGACCCAGUGAGCACAAAUGGAGGCUAUCAUCAUGGUUUGGAAAUUUGGUAUCCUGGAAAUAUGACACAAGGAAGUCCUUACAUGAUUUGCACUGGCUUGCCUCGAGAUGAAGAUUUUAGUUGCUCAAAUGCUCCAAAAGUGGACCUGGAUGACACCACAAUGGGUGUAUGGGACCAUCGCAACUAUUUUGGAGUUGAGACGUUAGAACUACAAAAAAUGUUGUCUGGAGGUAAAGAGCUUCAAAAUGAUACCCAUAUUGCCAUGUUUUGGUGGAAAAUGAUUUUUGAGCAUUUUUGA
Messenger RNA from Caenorhabditis briggsae, 1134 nucleotides. Lineage: Eukaryota; Metazoa; Nematoda; Chromadorea; Rhabditida; Rhabditidae. The coding region runs from base 1 to 1134 and encodes 377 amino acids. The record is from RefSeq and is a predicted model, not a curated record. The transcript has 7 exons. Gene Ontology annotation, biological process: lipid metabolic process.